AUUAACAUUUAUUGCUACUUUGGGAAAACUCGAUUACACCACCACCGCGCGCACUGCAAUGCCAUUGCACAGCCGCCAUUUUAUGAGUCGCGCCUGGGCACUUAUGGCAUCAUCAGGACCUCGAGGGGAUGAUCCGGGGGCGGAUUGGGUUGGACACAAGGAUGGCAGGAUGGCAGGAUGGCUGAAGAGCUGGAGAGCUGGCAGUCCUCGUAAAACGGAUUUUGCGCUUAGUCAGGAUGCGUGCAGCAGUUUUAUGGACGGCCCCGGCACUCGGAAAACGUAUACAGUUUUCCAUUUACAACCUUCGCGCUCCAAUGCGCCUGCAGCCUCCGCUGGCCGCCAUAAAAUGCCGAAAUGUUCGCAGUUAUAAAAGUUUAUGAGUGCAGGCACCCAAAUGGGUAUUGCCCAAGCUCUGGGAUCCAGGACACAGGGUGGAAACUUGUCAGAACUUGGCACUCGGCCAGCUGGGAAAGUACGGAAAUGGAUAAGCAUGUGGCAUUCAUGGCCGUCACCGUGUUCUGGCUGCUCUUCGCCGUCCUUGGAUUCCUGGUGUCCUACCGCUUCGAGGAGCGUGGCAUAAUCCGGUGCUGCGUGAUCCUCACGGCCGUCUGCUGCUACCUGGCCUGGCUGGUCACCUUCCUGAUGCAGCUGAACCCGCUGGUCGGACCGCGGGGCAACCAGCGGGUGAUCAUGGGCAUGAUGACCUACUGGCCCAACUCCUUUAUCCACGAUCAGAAGGACCCUUGAUCCCGCUGGAGCUUGUAUAUUUUUAGUCUGGGAAAAAUGUUAGUUUUCGUGGAGUCAAUAUGGAUGUGAAAUGCAAAAAACAAGUUCGACGUAUUGUUUGUAAAUAAUUUAAAUGAAAUAUCCUUCUUUUGGAUCGCCUUUAAAUCUAAUAAAGUGAUAAUCCUGAUCUGCUCCAGUA
This is a messenger RNA of Drosophila rhopaloa, 925 nucleotides long. It is a transcript of the gene VhaM9.7-d, whose product is annotated as V-type proton ATPase subunit e. Gene Ontology annotation, cellular component: proton-transporting V-type ATPase, V0 domain; plasma membrane proton-transporting V-type ATPase complex. Gene Ontology annotation, molecular function: proton-transporting ATPase activity, rotational mechanism. Lineage: Eukaryota; Metazoa; Arthropoda; Insecta; Diptera; Drosophilidae. Gene Ontology annotation, biological process: proton transmembrane transport. Bases 355 to 747 code for a protein of 130 amino acids. The record is from RefSeq and is a predicted model, not a curated record. The transcript has a single exon.